Molecule: messenger RNA, 558 nt
Organism: Peniophora sp. CBMAI 1063
Lineage: Eukaryota; Fungi; Basidiomycota; Agaricomycetes; Russulales; Peniophoraceae
Source: the annotation of a GenBank genome assembly
AUGAAGUUCACGCUCUCCGUUGUCCUCUGCACUCUUGCCCUCUCCGCCACUGCCGCUCCCACGGGUACCCAGACUGCGACGGCGGCCACGACCUCCUCGACUAGCAGCGUAGCGCCCAGUACGCUCGUGCAAUUCCAGCUCAUUGACACGGAUCUGUGCAUCGCGGGCACCGGCACUACCGUCGGCGCCCAGUUCACGCUUGAGUCCUGUGGUUCAGAACUCACGACCUUCGAUCUUCCCGGAGGUGCGCCCACGGGCCCGACACAGCUCGUCUUGAACAGCACCAUCUCCAGCGGUGAACCAAUUUCGUGCGUCAAUGCCCGUGACGUGGCUGCAAACGGGGCGGUCUUCCUGGAUGUCUGCGAGGACGACGCGUUUGAGCGUUGGCGCGUCGUGGGUGGCUCGGGAACCGGGCCGAUCAUCAAUGUCGGUACACCUGCAGAUGAGGGCACGUUCUGCCUGACGGUGGCCACUAUCGAUGCGGGAAGUCCGAUCAUCUUCUCGUCCUGCACUGGUGGGCUCGCACAGGAGUGGGUGACUCUUAUCGAGACGGACUAG